This is a messenger RNA of Mytilus trossulus (common blue mussel), 7847 nucleotides long. RefSeq names its product zinc finger E-box-binding homeobox 2-like. The transcript is spliced from 3 exons. The record is from RefSeq and is a predicted model, not a curated record. The coding region runs from base 296 to 2320 and encodes 674 amino acids. NCBI's taxonomy places the organism in Eukaryota, Metazoa, Mollusca, Bivalvia, Mytilida, Mytilidae.
AAACACCUGUCCCGUCAAACAUCUUUGUCUCUAUUCCUCACCUGUCUAAGAAUUAUACAUUUAAAGAUACAGUGUAUGUUUUAUAUAACACACUUCAAUGGAUAAACAAGUUAGACUUUUUUGUAUUAAUUGAUAGCUUUUCUAUUAAGUGUCAGUAAGGUUAAUUUGAGUGACAACAAUUGAUUUGUUUGGUUCAAGGUUUUAAUGUUUUAUUAGACCUGGAAGAAGGGACCACAUAUCUAGAAAGGUCAAUGUGCCUAGAUGAAACAACCCACAACUGACAUGCCAUUGUAUAAUGGAAUGUGAGACACUAUCAUAUGCAACAAAGAAUUUAGCACCAAGCCCUCCACCAGAACAAGAAUUUUCUUCAAAGAUGGUUGUAGAUCUUCAGUCACACAUGGGUGUUAUGGCUGAAACAACUAUAACAUCAUCACAGCAGUUUAAAAUGAUGGAUUCUGAAUCUAACGAUGUGUCAGAACAAAAUUACAAACUAAUGCCUCCAGAAAAUAUCAUGACACCAAGUCCAGAUAACCCACCAAAUAUAGAAUUCUCUGAAGUGCCAAAAGAUGAUAUGUAUAAUGAGAGAAACUCAAAUUCAAGCCCGCCAAAUUUAAGUCCAGAAGAAGGGAUGGAUUCCGAUCCAAUGGAACAAGACUGUAGUUCUACAGAAUCUCAGAUUGGCACUCCUGAUAAAAAUAAAUCACGGAGAAAACAGACUCUAGAGGACAUUGUGAGACGUAUGAAAGAGGUGGAGAACGAGAAUGGAUACUACAGUGGUGAAAGUGAGGAGGAUGAGGAGGAUAGAAUGCCAAAUGGUUUGAUGAUUGACAUGAAAAAUGGUUGUGAAAACAAAAUGGAAGAUGAGGUCGAUGGAGACGUGUGCCAAAAUUUAAUGAAACGAUUUAAUCAGGAUGAGCGAAUAAUGAAUGGACUUCGAGAAGGAAUCAAAAGACCAGAACAAUUCUCUGAACUAAAUGGCAACCAUAGAUCUCCUGCAAAUAGUGAAGAUCAAGAAAACAGAAAUAUUUUUGAGCAUCAUGAAAAAGAGUUAGCCGCCAAAAUUGCUGAAAUGGCUAACAAUGCAAAAUCUGCUGAUUUUACAACUCCACCUAAAUUAAAUGGUAAUUGGCUACAUGGUGCAUUCAGUGGUCUUCCUAUGUUCCCAUUCCCACCAGGGCCUCUUGAUCCUCAUCUCAACCCAAAUUUUCUACCAUUUAUGGAUAAAAAUAAAUUUUCAUCGCCUCAAGAACUUGCUGAAAAAGAUUACCUAAAAUGUCAGUAUUGUGAACGGACUUUUCGACGCCAGAAGAAUUUGGAAAAUCACAUUGACAACACACAUCAAGGAAAAGGGCCUGUCAGACGAAAGACGGAAAAUGCAAAUGGUGACAUGUACUUCAAAUGUACACAUUGUCCAUAUACAACUAAGCAUCAGAGUAACUUAUAUGUGCAUCUUCGUAUACAUACAGGAGAACGACCCUACAUUUGUGGAGCAUGCGGUGUACAGUACAGUCAAAGUCAUAGUCUAAAAAGUCAUAUCAUCAACAAACAUGAUGGCAUCAUGUCAUACUAUAUCAAAGAGAAGAGGAAUCGAUCUCCCAGAGGGAUGGGUUACCUGACACACGUGUCUCCAGAGGUCUCCAUGUAUAAAAUGUCAAACCCACCUUCAAUGGUCCCACCGAACCCCCUCCAAAACCAGCAGCAAUUACUUAUGUCACAGUCAAACAUUCCACUGCCAAUGAUGAUGCCAUCACCACAUCACCACUCACCUGGGCAACAGCAGCACUCGCCCAACAUCAAGUCAGAAAAUCUAUCGCCAAAAGAUCUGGUUUCACAAAUGGCCAUGCACCAUCUUGCAAAUCUGCCAAAAUCUAGUCCUAACAGCAUGAUGAAUGGUCAGAUGUCGCCAUUCUUCUCACAGAAUGGUCUCCAUCUCUCACCGUCAAACCAUCAAGAGGAGGAGCUACCAUUGUCGCUGGUAUCACAUAACAAGGUGCCACGCCCACUCCAAGAAAUCAACAUAACCAAUGAAGAAAACCAUGGUGCUAUGGAUCUAACCAAGAAAACAACACCAAAGCUAUCUUCUGAAUGCAAUAAUGUCACAAAGAAUGGAUCUAUCUGUUCUGGAUCAGCCGAGUGUGAUGACUGUGCACAUUCCAUGAAGCUGAAAAUGUUACGUCACAAUGUGGUCCGCAUGCUGAGUAUUCUGGUGCCUAACCUUAAUUUUGAAGAAAAAGGCAUUAGCGCUGAAGGCGAUUCUGUCGAUGAACUUUUACAUGAUGUUAUCCAAAGCAAUAUUCAAGACGAAGGAAUGAGUGACUGAGAUCUCCAUGGUAACAGUGAGGAUAGUCUGUCUCCGUCUGUUAUCCAAGAGUUGCCGAGUGCAAUAAUUAUCAUUGUUCAGUCACAUAUCAAAUUGUGCCAUAGGCAAGGCCUUGAACAUUAUAAUGUAGGGCAAUCUCCUAAGAACUCAUUUCAUAAAUAUCCUGUAGAUUUUUAUAUAAAAAUGGGCAUUUUACAUAGAUUUUCACAUUUUACUGUGUUACUGUUGCAUGGUGCAAACUUUUCAUCAAUGAAAUUUAAGAAAGGAUUUGUUUUCAUUCAUAAACAUGAAAAUUUAAUUAUGUAAACAUAAUUUGAAUUCAGAUUUUUGAAUAGUAGAAAUUUAUAUUUUUGAAAGUUUUAAAAUGUUUUUUUAUUGAAAACCACCGAAAUCUUUGUCGUGAAUUGGGUUGUUAGGAGACUGAUCUACACAUUCUCUCAAAAUACUAUAAUGUUAAAUGGUGGAGAGAGCCAUAUGAUUUCAUUUAGAUGUUUCUCAUUUGGUCGAAGACCGAUAUUUCAUUGUCAUUAUCAUGUAACGUUGUUUAUGCCAUAUUAAGACAAUGGUUCGUCCAUUUAACCAAAGAUAUUUUGAAAUGUCUUUUAUUUUUAAUCACAUUCCUGUAUGAUAAAGGUAAACCCAACUAUUUUGAAUAGACUUUAUUAUCUGUGUAUGUUGGUUGUUAAUGAUAUGUUGUGAACUAUAUUACAACAUGUAGGUGUAUGGUUGUGAAUUUCCCAAGAUAUACAUAUAUAUAUAUAUUCAUGUGCUUUAGAUUUAUAAGUGAAAAACUUGAAUAUAUAUCUUAUAUACAUGUUAAGUAUGAUGUUUAUAUUCUUAUUUAUGAUAAUGGUCACAUUUUAAUGUGAUUUAGUUAAUUUCUUUUAAAUGUCCAAUCAUUUGUGAAAUUUUUCUGACAUUUUUGUUAUGGGUCACAGAGAUUAGGUUGUUAUUAUUAUGAUAGAGCGUUUUGUAUCAAACUUCUGAUACUGCCAAAAUAACUGUUGCUUCCAUUUUAUUUUUUAUGUCUUCCAUUCUUUGUACAACAAAAUUACAAUUAAGUAAGGCGUCUGGUUCAAUUUUUAUUGAGAAAUACAUUUUAAACAGAUCACAAUUUCGGAGAUUGCUUUGAAAAUAUUGGCCAAGUGUUUAAGAUUCUGAAACAGCAAAUAAUUAAGUCAUUCUGUUGCAUAGAGCAACGAACAAUCAUGUGGUAGAUCUGGACAAUUUAAGCUUUUUAUUUUUUCAAGAAAAUGUGUUAUUUAAUUGUGAUAUCGAACAAAUUUGUAUGUUCAAUUCUUACUUUUGAAAAUGUCUAUAGUAAUUGCAUUCCAAUUAUACAUUUAAGCUUGCAAGUCUAUCUUUUAAAUGAUCAAAUUCUAGUGUUGUGUUUAUGAUUUUCUUUGAAAGAUUUCACAAAUGACAUUUUAUACAUGAUUAAUUGUGCUGUUGUGAAUUAGUGCUAGUAUGUCAUUUGUCUCGUGAAGUGUGUUUCUAUUUAUAUUUACUAUACAUUUCUUCAGAAUCAUUUGCAGAAAAGGUUUUGAUACAUCUUAUUUUCACUAAUUCUAUGCAUAGAAAAAAUACUGGGUAAUUUUUAUUCAAGAAAAUUUCCAUUUUAAUAAGUUUAUAUUUGGAGGUUAAAGAAGACCAACAAUCAAUCUCAAGUACUGAAACAGAGGCAGCAUAAAACAGCAAAGUACAUUUUAUCUAUAAAAAUAAUAUUUAAAAUAACCACACCAUUAAAAGUUAGGUUGUCAUUUGCUUAAUGAAAAAUUAAAGUCAUAAAUAAGAAGAUGUGGUAUGAGCGCCAAUGAGACAUCCCUCCAUCUUUGUCACAUAGAAUAUAGAUAUUUGUACAUUACCUUGAUAUCAGAAAUUUAUCUUUAUGGAAAUGAGAAAUAAGUUGUACAAUUUCUGUUAUUACCAUCCUUGUGGUUUUUUUAGUGAACAAACAGACAAUUACCAAACAGAUUUCUUAAUAUACUUACUUAUUUGAGAAAAAAAAAACUUUUAAUACUUGUACUGCAAUUAAAAUGAGAAGAAAUGUAUAGAAAAUAUUAUUUACCAGUUUUUAGUACUUAAUUUUGAGUGAGACUUUGUACAUAGUAUGAGCUAUUGUCAAAACCAUUUGUAGAUCAGUUGUACUUAUUUCUAUGUUAUUUACUAUUUAAUCAAAUGAUAAGUUGUCAACAUUCCGAUUGUUAAUAAGUUGUUAUUAUUUUUUAUAAAAAUCUUCCACAAAUCUUUGAGAAUUCCACUGCUGAUAAUAUAAUGAAUUUUUAUGUCAUAAUAUGAACUAAUGCUUGUGUCAUGUCAGUGGCAAAUAUAACACUUUCAGUUAAAAUGUUUUAAGAUCUCUUGGAAGGUUAGACUUUUAUAAAUUUGAACAUGGUAGACUAGAAGUCUGUUUAGCUAAUUAUUGUGUUGAAGUGAGACAGACAGAAAAUUGAAAAAGCAAAUUAAAUUUAUAUAACUUGUGAAAGUAAUUACAUUGUUUCAAUGUUUCAACUUACAUGGAUCAUUAAAUGUUUUAUUUUUGCCACUUAGAUGACAUAUGUGUAUAGAAUACUUUACAAGCUAGAAACAUAUUUACCAACAAAAGUGCCAUGUUUUACAGAAGCUUUUGUUUUGAAUGUGUUCAUACUUCUAUAUUCCCCUGUAACUUUUGCCUUAAAGCGGAUCACCUUUCUUUAGCAAUGCCCAAACAUUCCAAGUCUUUGUUGUGUUAAAUUGCCUUUAAAAAGUUUUCUGCAAAAUACUUUCAUAUCUAACUAUUAGCCCAUAUAAACUAUGAAUGCAUUUUAUGAAUCAUAUUUAAAAUUCCUAGCAAUAAUUUUUUUUUUGAAUUGUAAUACAGCACAAUAUUAUUUUGAAUUAAGCCAUAUGCCCCACCUAGAAAGUUAAUUUUGUAUUUAAUGUCUUAAUGUAAGUAUAUGUUAAAUUCAAGGUCAGUUCUAUCUUUUUUAUAAAGCCAUGAACCACUCGUUGUUGAAAGCACACAUUCCAACCAAUGUAUUUCAUAAAUUUCUGAUCCUUUGCAUAUUUUAACUUUCUGAGAAGAAAUACUAUUAGCAAAUUAAGUCUAAAGGAGUUUUGGGAUUUAUUUUUUUUAUCCUGAUACCUGAACCAAUAGAAAUAAGUGCAUUAAUUUAUGCAGAUGCCUGAACCAAUAGUAAUGAUUGUAUUAUUUUAUCCUGUUACCUAAACCAAUAGAAAUGGGUGUAUUAUGUUAUCCUUUUACCUAAACCAAUAGAAAUGAAUGUAUUUUGCAGUUAACUUAAUCAUUUAUCUUUUUAUCUCCAUCAAAUACAAUAACAGAUGAGGCAGCAUUUAUCAUCAUCAUCAUUUAUAACAAAAAGGUGCUGACUUAUGCAUAAAUUAAGGAUUUUUAGUAGGUGCUAAUCCUUCCAUCCAGAUUGUCAUAGCACAGAUAAAGGACAGCUUAUGUAUAUUCCUAUAUUUUUUAGUUUGUAGUUUUUUUUUACCAGUAUUAUUAUUUUGAACUACAAAUUAAAGCUCAUGUAUUCUAUUAAUCUGUUGUGUUCAUCUAUGUGUUCUUAUGCAAGUCAAAAUAAGGAGGUUCAUUAACAUAUAUGCUUUUGUUAAUGUAUAUUUUCAACAACAUGUAAACCAUCCAUAUGGUAUCAGCAUGCUUUUACAGUUUACUGAUGAAAAUAUUCCAUUUCAAAUUUGUUAAACUAAUUAAAAAAAAGUUAUUUAUAGAAAAAGUUUAGAAUAUUCCCUUUGAUUUCUUAUAAUGCUGAAGAAAUUUUUAUUUUGAAUUACUAAUGUGUAAGUUAUUGAAGAAGCAGCUGAUACUAUAUAUAUGGACCUUUAUUUACUGACUGCAGCAUGGUGUUCAAAGCGGUGCAGAAUCUCUAGUCCCAAAUUUAUUAAGCACCAGUUGAGAAGUUCACGAGUCCUGGUUUUAUUUUGUUACAAUCGUUUGUUAUUUUUUAUAUAUUUCUUUUUGAAUGACUUUGUUUUUUUCUCUUUUUACCAAAGUUUUUGUUUGUAUAUAAUUUGUGCUAACAUUUGUUGUGUUUUUGUUUUAAUUGUAGCCAUUUUGUGUUCAUUUAUUAUUUUUUUCUUUGUACAGAAAGGGACAUGAUGUUUCAGGCUGUUUUUAAUAAUUGCCUUCUUUGACCACUGGUCAGACUGUUGAAAUGGCAUCUAUCCCACAAACACUGCCGUUUUAUACGUUUAAAACACUUGAUGAAUUCUUGUAACAAAUUUCAAAGGUUAUUUUGAUAUUUUCAAACCACUUUAGUUCAAAAGAAAUUCUCAAAAAUAUCUGUUUUGUUCUAUCAAGAACCUCUACAAUAUGAAUUGAAUAAUUUUGCAAUCUUUUAUUAUCUUAAACCCCCAAAAAACCUUAUGGUAAUAUUUUAACUCAAAUCCUUUUAAUUUCUUCGUUAUUUCUGUAAUUAUAAUAAAUCCUUAUUCAACUUUAUUGAAUAGGUGAUUUGGCUAUUGGUUCAAAAUUAGAAACAAAUGUAAUACUUAUGUGUUCAAAUUUCUCUACUUUUUUAUAAGAGAAACAAAAGUUAAAUGAUUGAAUAUUUUUUUGCUGCUAUAUCCUUAAUUUGUACUAUAUUUUGUCUGAUCUCAAUUAUUUGCAUAUCAUUUUUCUUAAUUCAGGUAUUUUUUUUUUUAAUUUGUUAUUGUUAUCCUAAUUUGUUUAUGUUCUGUUGUUUUGUUUUAUGCUUAGCUGUUCUGGUUAUCAAAGUUGCAAAUUAAACAUAUAUGUGGUAAUAAAAGUUAAUAAGAGGACAGAUUUGAUGAAUAGUUUACUUGUAAUAUUUAAUUUAGAUAAAUUAUGUUAUAUUUAUCUGAUUUUUUCAUAACAUUCAAUUCUUUAAUUUAAUUAAAAAGUGUAAAGUGUGUGUCAAUAUUAAGACAUAUCACUUUGCGCUUGAAAGUUUAAACAAUGCUUAUUAUAAAAAAAAAUGCAGCGCCUGACUACAUUCCAAUAAAACUAUUGUACAGCAUGCAAAUAUAAAUUUUAAGAUAAUAAAAACAUAAAUAUGUUUAUAUAUAUAUUUAUAAAUCAAAUAAGUGUCAACUGUUGUAAGCUUUUGAUUAUAUAUCGCUUUUUCUUCCAAAAUGACGAUUUAUGAGAUCUUCCCGUCCUUAAUCAGCAAUACUCUCCUGUCGUAGAACAAUUUGUAGUUUCUUCAGACUUCUAAUAUGUAAUUAGGCAACAAUAAGACAAUUAUGUAUAUUAAGUAGAAAAAUAAUUAUUUUUAUUUGUAAGUAAUGUUUUUGUGAAUAGAUGUUGUACAAUAAAAAUCUCAUUAAUAAAUAAAUGAACAAUUACAUAUGUAUGAUGUACAGAAUCUCCAUAACAAGCUUCUUACUAUGAAUGAACAAUUAAUGUGUAUAAAGAUAUUUUUAAUUAAGUGCUAAUAUAAAAGAUAAAUGUUGUCUGUAGAGAAAAUGGUUAGAAGUAUUUUUUAGCAGAUGACCUGUUUUAAAACAUACAUUGUAGUCUUUAGUGGUCAGAAGUAUCUUUUAGCAGAUG